CACACUGUGAUUAUUAUUUUUUUCUUGUAGCCGAUUUAUUGUUUUGAUUUUGGUUAAUUAAUUGCCAGCAAUCAGCUUAAAUUGUGUGUUAACUAGAAAGGCAACUGGGCAGUCACAAUAUGGAGGCGGUGCCGCGUUUGCAUAUGCUGUGGUUCGCCCUGAAAUCGAGUCCCGAGGGAACCUCCUUUGCGGCUUUGAAGAAGUACAUUGCUGAAUUCUACCAUGAAGACCCCGAGGCGUACUCCAAGGAGGUCCAUGCCCUGGAGACCCUUCGCAACCAGGCCAUGCGCACCACCAAGGACGGGGCGCCGGUGAUGAAGCGCUACUACUGCCAGCUGCACGCCCUCCAGAAUCGAUUUCCCCAGCUGGCGGAUCGGGGGAUCUUCACCUUCACGUGGAAGGAUCUCUAUCACAGCGCCGUUCACGAGGUCAGCGACCUGCGAUUCGAGCGGGCGGCAGUGCUGUUCAACAUUGCCGCAUCGCACACACAAUCGGGAGCCUCGGUGACCCGCGGCGAUGUGGACGGCAUGAAGAUGGCCUGCACACAUUUCCAGGCGGCAGCUUGGGCCUAUGGAGAGCUGCGGGAACGCUAUGCGAAUGUCAAUAGUGGCGGGGAUUUCAUGACCCCGGAGCUGCUGGUGUUCCAGCAACAGGUGUGCUUUGCUCAAGCCCAGGAAUGCAUUCUGGAGAAGUCCCUCAUUGAUAACAGGAAGCCACACAUUGUGGCCAAGGUUACGGCGCAGAUUGUGGUCUACUAUGGAGCUGCACUGGCUGCUCUGCUCACCGGAGGAGAUGAGGGUCCAGUGGCCCAGGUCAUCGAUAGCUCUGUUUACAAGUUGUGGAAGAAGUACGUUCGCUUUAAGAUCAACUAUCUCAACUGCAUCUUGUACCUGUACCAAGGACAGCAUUCCGAGGAGAAGCGGCAGAUGGGCGAAAGGGUGACUCUCUACCAGGCCUCUUGGGACAAACUGGAGGAGGCAAGGAAAGAGUCCAAGGGUCUGCCCGAUCAGCGUGAGAUCAACGAAUCCCUCAGCUUCACCGCUGAUGUUGUCGAGGCCAAGCGCAAGAAUGCCAAAAACGAGAACGAGUUCAUUUACCACGAGUCUGUGCCGGAACUCUCCACCAUUGCAGCGGUCCAGGGUGCCAAUCUGGUCAACGGGAUUGGCUUUCAAGUAACCGACGAGGAGCACGCGGGACCGGAUUUAUUUGCCAGACUGGUGCCCAUGAAGGCCCACGAGGCCAGUUCGCUGUACAGCGAGGAGAAGGCAAAACUGCUGCGAAAGUACGGAGCCCUGCUGGAGGAGAAGGACACCCAACUGGAGGCCUACAUGAGCUCGCUCACCCUGGAUAACUUGAAUAUCAACGAGGAGCAGGCCAAUAAGUUGCCCCAGGGCAUCGUCGAUCGCUGUGCCGCCUUGAAUGCCAACAAAACGGCUAUAAGCGAUCUUGUAGAGGCCAUGUCCCAGCUGGCUGAGAUUACAGCCGAUGUGGAGACGAAUCUGGCAGAGAUAUCGCAGAUGUUGGAGGCGGAAUCCAAAGCGGAGCGGGAAUUCCAGUCCGCCAGCGGCGUUCAGCGCACUCCAAAUGCUCAUAUAACCGAGUUAACCCGAGAGUUUCAGAAGUACAGUGAAGCUCAUGCCCGAGCGGGCGAAUCCAAUAAUACCCUACGAAAAGCCAUGAGCCUGCAUGUGAAUAACCUGAAAAUCCUGGCCAGACCCUUGCCUGAAAUCCAACAACUGAUGCCCAAACUGAGUUCAGAGCUGAAUACUACCGAAAUCUUCAGGGACGUGAAGCUCAUCCUGAAUAAAGUCAACGAAAUGAAGGCCCAACGCGCUCAGUUUCAUGCGGACUUGCGGAUAGCCAUUAAUGAGGAUGAUAUUACUGGCAAAGUGAUUGCCCAUGGUGGGCAGGAGGGUCUCCAGGCUUUGUUCGCCACCGAACUGGGAAAGCACGAUAAGCUCACCGAACUGCUGGAUCAGAAUAUGGUGGCUCAGGCGAAUAUUCUGCAGGCUCUAACUGAAAACUAUGCCAAGGCGGCACCAGUUUUGAAGACCCUGCAGGACGUAAAGCAGAAACGGGAGCACUUUUACAGUUCUCUGGCGGCCUCCUAUGACGUUUACGAGGAUCUGCUGGCCAAAUCCGCCAAAGGUUUGGAAUUCUACAAGAAACUGGCCGGAAAUGUGCAGAAGCUUCUCACGCGAUACAGAUCCGCCAGGGAUGUUCAAUCCGAAGAGCGCCAGCAAAGAAUGCAGAGUGUAAAAGCGGCGGCGGUGGUGCCUCCAGUUUCCAGUAAACCCACUGCGGAAGCAGCUCCUCUGCCCGCAGUUAGUAGCACUCCCAAACUGAGGGAUUAUCUCAAGGCCAAGGCAGCGAUGGCGGAUGCCUCGAAUCCCACAACUGCCGGCUAUUUGCCCACAGUGCGUCCGGUGCCGGUGGGCUCGGAGAAUCCCACCCAGGCCGCUUGUUCCUAUGCCACCGCGCCGCCGAAUGAGCCACCUCCACCGUACAGCCUCACACAGCAGCAGUAUUUCGAUCCCAGUGCCGCUGGCUACACGAAUCCCAUGUAUCAGCAGCAGCAGCAGCACAUUGCUCCUCCGGCCUACAAGGCUCAGGCAUCGCCGAAUUCGCAGACCCUGCACGGAGCAAUGGCUCAGAUGAAUCUGCAGGCGCAGGCGCAGGACAGCAACCAAGCGAGCUUGGGAUACAGUUACGGAUAUCCAAGUGGUGCAGUGCCGCCUCUGGCCUAUGCGCCACCUGGAACAGCACCAGCAAGCUCGGCUUCCCAGGGAUUCAACGUCCAGCAACCGUUGUACGUGGCUACUUCGGGCAAUCCCCAUCCUGUUUCGAAUCCCAGUGAUGUGCCCUCCUCCCUGCAGGCGCCUUAUGUGGUCAAUCAAAUGGCUAAUACUUACCAAACAGCGGCUGGAUAUUCAGGACAGGCUUAUCAACAGGUGACUGCUCAAAAUCAACAGGCAGCCUCUGGCUAUCAACAGUCUUUGGGCUAUGCGCCAAACCAGACGGCGCAGCAGCAGCAGCCUGCGGGAUAUCCGCAAUCCCAAACACCACAGCAACAGAGUGGAGGUUAUUCCCAGCAGCCACCAACAGGAUAUUCCCAAUCUUUGACGCCUCAGCAAGCCCCAGGAUAUCCCCAGCAACAGCAACAGAUCGCCGGUUAUUCCCAGUAUCAGCAAUCCGCGGGAAUUACACAGCCGCAGACACCUCACCAACAACAUACGGGUUAUCCGCAGACACCACAGCAACAGGCAACAGGAUAUCCCCAAUCUCAGACACCUCAACAACAGCCAGCAGGAUAUCCCCAAUCUCAGACACCCCAGCAACAGCCAGCAGGAUAUCCGCAAUCCCAGACACCUCAACAACCACUGGCAUAUCAGCAGCAACCAUCGGGCUAUCCACCACAGCAACAACCUUCACUGUAUCCCUCGCAGGCUGUCCAAGCAUCGCCUCAAUCCAUUCCUGGCCAGCAGACCACGUCACAGAUUCCUGUGCCGUAUCCUCAGCAAUACAGUGAUGCCAAUGCUACUCCGGCUCCAGCUUCUGGUGUUUCUCCUGUUCCGAGUGCUGCUCCACCCACUUCAUCUCAAGCUUCAGCUGUUACAUCUCCUCAGCCCUCAGCCACCUACACCAGCUAUUCCAACCAUCCUGGCUACAGCUUUAAUCCGCAGACGGGUGUAUACGAGUACAGCAGUGGCUAUCAGCAGGACAGCAGCUCCUUGAAGGGAUCCCAGGCAUCUCAGGGCUACCAGUUCAGCCAGAGUGGCAAGCAGCAGUCGGUAGGAACCACAGACUCGGAGAACGCCAAUCGCAGCAGUUCGGCCACGGGAUUCAAUUCACCCAUCGUGUCGCACACCAAGGCUAAUCUGCCGGCCCAGGAAACCAUUUCAUCGGAAGAGGGCAAGGAGUCGUCCAACUACUACUCGGCUCCUUACGGCUACCAUGGCAGUCUAACACCCCAGCCGCAGCAGCAACAUCAGCCCACUCCCACGCCUCCAACGAACGGCACGGGCUCCAUUUACAUGCAGAGUGGGGCGAGCAGCACUGCCCAGACGCAAACAACCACCAGUGGACCACCCUACACCUCCUCCACGGCUUCAGCCAAGCCGGAACCCAAGACGGAGGUGGUGGCUCCCAAGGUAACCAGCAAUGUGGAUCUGCUUAGCGACCUGGACAUCGACUGCUCUGUGGCUGUACCGCCGCCAAUGUUGCCGCUGCCCGUGCUGCAGCCCCAGGUGGUGGCUACUCCCACGCCCCCCGGAAGUCAGGUGUCGGCACCUGUUAAAGCCGAAAGUGUUGUGGAGCCCACUGCACCCAAAACGCCUGAUAUUCCUCCAGUGGCCGUCGAAGAAAUAUCUUCAACUCCAGUUUCUAUACCAGCAGCUCCCAGGUGCACCAGUCUGGAUAACCUGUCCAACUGUUCUGACCUAAGUUCGCUGGAGAACUUCGAUUGGGACUCGGUCUCGCUUACACAUUCCGCCACUGAAACUCAGCCAAAGCCAGCUGCUGCCAAUGGCCAUUCGAACAAUUUUGCAUUCCAAGUCGAAACAUUUACCGAUGAGAAGACGACGAAAUAUUUCCAAAAAGAGGUGGAGAGCUACGAAAAGUUGCUGGAAAAUCUUCACGUGAAAAUGCUGAACGGGAAAACCCAACUAGGAGCCAAAUGGCAGGAGUUGCAGCAGAAGCUGGACAAAGAAGCGAGUGCCAACAAGCGAUCCACCACCAUUGCAAAAUUGUUCCCUGAGAAGAAUCGAUCGCUGGACUGCCUGCCCUACGAUCAUGCUAGAGUGAAACUGGACAAGCAGACAGAUGACUACAUAAAUGCAGCCUACAUGAAGAACUUGAGUGCCGGCUGUCCCAAUUUCAUCGUUGCUCAGACACCACAGGCGAAUACUAUUAACGAUUUCUGGUCGAUGAUAUGGUCAGAAAAGUCACGAACUGUGGUUUGUCUGCAUACCACAAACGAGCUUUUUGAUCCCUACUGGCCUCAGUCACUGGAUCAGCCCACUCACUACGAUGAUUACACCGUGACCUGUGUGAAAAUACAGCAACUGAGUCACUGUUCCGAGUACCAACUCAAAUUAUCCAUGCAUGGGGCAGAUGCCGUGUUGGAUUUAUCUCUUCUGCAGCUAAAACAGUGGACCAAGGGAGCACCCGCUCAACUUUUGGGAGUGGCUCAAAAUGCCCUGGAGACCCAUCGAGCGCGUUGCCAGGCGGCUAAUGCACCCAAUUCCCCGCUCAUUAUGAAUUGUUUAACGGGCUCAGAGCGUUCCGAACUAGUGGCCAUUGGUGUAUGUGCUAUCAUAGCCACCCAAAACAAGCAGCCAAUUCUGAUUAAUACGGUUGAUGUUUGGUCGCGCAUUUGUGUGCAGCGUCAAAAUUCCCUAAGGGAUUCAGCCAUCCUGGAACAGUCCAUGCAAAUUGUGCUUUGCAAUGCUCACAAUGUGCUUAACAAGCGUGGCAUAAUGACCUCAUAUCAAAUGAAGAUGGCUCCGCAGGUGACUGCCAAGGAGCAGCAGGAGACCAAGGAUCCGCUUAACGAAUUGGAUGCACUUUGGAAGCUGAAAUAAAGGACUGAACCAACCAAUAGCGGCAAAUAACUAAAGAUAUAUGACUAAUCAAAUCGAGUAUUUAUACAACUAUUUAAUUGUGCAAACCAAUUUCCAACGAUCUGACAUUGUUGCAAACAAUUUAAGGCAAGAGAAAAGUAUUUAAAGGGAUAUCGAAAUCAUUUUCUAAUCUAUAUUCGUAAUCGUCUCCUUCAACUGUUAUAUAAAGUGUAUUUCGAAGCGAACCAAAUCGUGAUGUUAAUGGGAUAUUGUCAAGCGUUUCAAACCACUCUAUACGAGUAUAUUAUAUAUCAAUAACAUAUUUAAUAAAAUACAUAACAAAUCAAAAGCA
Molecule: messenger RNA, 5913 nt
Organism: Drosophila takahashii
Lineage: Eukaryota; Metazoa; Arthropoda; Insecta; Diptera; Drosophilidae
Gene: mop
Product: tyrosine-protein phosphatase non-receptor type protein myopic
Biological process (GO): protein transport to vacuole involved in ubiquitin-dependent protein catabolic process via the multivesicular body sorting pathway; early endosome to late endosome transport; protein dephosphorylation
Cellular component (GO): endosome
Molecular function (GO): protein binding; protein tyrosine phosphatase activity
Source: RefSeq, a predicted model, not a curated record